This is a messenger RNA of Auxenochlorella protothecoides, 1287 nucleotides long. RefSeq names its product Putative sodium/calcium exchanger 7. The coding region runs from base 1 to 1287 and encodes 428 amino acids. NCBI's taxonomy places the organism in Eukaryota, Viridiplantae, Chlorophyta, Trebouxiophyceae, Chlorellales, Chlorellaceae. Gene Ontology annotation, cellular component: membrane. The record is from RefSeq and is a predicted model, not a curated record. Gene Ontology annotation, biological process: monoatomic cation transport; transmembrane transport. Gene Ontology annotation, molecular function: monoatomic cation transmembrane transporter activity. The transcript is spliced from 7 exons.
AUGGCACUGAUCGCGUCCACCUUCCUGUGCCCCGCCAUUGAGUGCCUGGCGGCCGUCCUGGGCAUGGACGCGGGGCUGGCGGGCAUCACGCUCUUCGCCCUGGCCAAUGGGGCGCCAGACCUGCUGACUCAGGUGGCGGCCCUGCUGUCCAGCAACCAGGUCGAUGUCGGCCUGGCCGCCAGUGCGGCCUUGGGCAGCGGCCUCUUCGUGCUGGGGGUGGUAUUUCCCACCGUCAUCUGCCUAGAUACCACCCAGGCCCCCUUGCAUCCCGGCAGCUUCCUGCGUGACGCGCUUGCCUACCUCGCCGCCGUCGCCCUGGCCUUCCUGACCCUGGGGCCAGGCCCCAUCCGACCCUGGCAGCCCGCGCUCAUGCUCUGCGCUUACUGCCUCUACAUCGGAGUGUGCGUCGCGGGGUCUGGCCGCGGUCCAGCCAGGAAGCUCUCCCUCACCUCGGCCCUGCAGGAGGGCGGCCGCGCCCCGGCGUGGGCCACCCCCUUCGCUGACCUGGCGGGCGUGCGUGGGAAGAGAGGGUGGGGCCUGGCCGCCGCCCUCCUGCGCUGCCCCUUCCGCCUUGUCCUGCAUGGCACCACACCAGCGCUGGGCCUGGGCCUCCCCUCGCCGGCGCACGCCGCGCUGCUCACGCUGGCCGGCCCCGCUUUCUUCCUCGUCGGUGUGGACCUGGGCCCCCCCACCCUGGGUCUAGGGCGGUGGGCCACCCUCUCCGCCGGCCUCUCCGGCCUGUGCCUCGCCCUGGGCGGCGCCUGCACGGCGCGCGAGGGCCGGCCCGCACCCAGCCGCCUGCCGGCCCUCCUGGCGUGCAUGGGCUUCCUCCAGUCCGUCGUGUGGAUGCGCAUCGUCGCUGGCGAGCUGGUGGCGCUGCUGCAGGCCGUGGGUCGCGCCGUUUCGCUGCCGGAGGACCUGCUGGGGGCCACGGUCUUGGCGUGGGGCCAGGGCAUCCCUGACCUGGUGGCCGCCGUCAGCGUCGCUCAGUCAGGGAACGGGCCCAUGGCGCUGUCGGCCUGCUUCGGGGGCCCGGUGUUCAACAUCCUGGUGGCCUUCGGGGCCCCCACCCUGCUGGCCACGCUGAGGGGGGGCGCUCUGACCUACGCCCUGGCGCCGGGCGUAGGCCUGCUGUUCGUGACCUCGGUCCUGCUGGCCCUCUUCAUGCUCGCCUCCGUACCGCUGGCGUACCGCUGGAGGCUGGAUGCCCGGGCUGCGGCCUCCCUCUUCCUCGUGUACCUGGCCUGCCAGCUCACCUUCCUGGCAGUGGAGCAGGGGUGGCUGUGA